Molecule: messenger RNA, 954 nt
Organism: Aspergillus puulaauensis
Lineage: Eukaryota; Fungi; Ascomycota; Eurotiomycetes; Eurotiales; Aspergillaceae
Gene: pex20
Product: protein pex20
Exons: 2
Coding region: 1-954 (317 amino acids)
Biological process (GO): protein import into peroxisome matrix, docking
Cellular component (GO): peroxisomal membrane; cytosol
Source: RefSeq, a predicted model, not a curated record
AUGAGUGACGCUCUUUGUGGACCAUCGAACGCUCUGCAGAAUUUCCAGAAGCAUGCCUCUGUUGACCGGACACUGCAGCAGGAUAGGCUGAUAUCGCGCCAAUCUCCUUCGCAUGGUUUCCGCUCUCAGAACCCCAGUGAGGGGAUACUGGACCCUGAGUUUGCUGCUUUCGAGUCAAGCAAUUCUGUAGGAGCUCCAUUACCCGAUGUUCAACAUGGAGGACAUUUUAUUGCUCCAGCACCACAAAUGCCCAUGUCUCACCCCGCGGAAGCUCCGAACUGGGCGGCGGAUUUCCAGAAUCUUCACAUCUCAGCAUCGUCGCAACCUAUACAUCAUCAGCCCGGACCAUCUGCAGCCCCCAUGUCAACAGCUCCACAGCAGACUUGGCAUGGUGAGUUCGUGAGGCAGCAUCAGCAGCAAACACCUGUACUGCAGCAGAACCAACCGUUUAGCCAAAGAUUUCAGCCAUCCUCCACGCCCAGCUAUGCCAUGAAUAGUUCGAGAAUAGGUAAUUAUGUUCCUGCCCAAGAAGCUGUAGCCAGCAAAACCUCGGCAGUCGACGCAUUUGAUGAAUCUGCUUUUGAAGCUGCAUUUGAGCAGGCCAAAGCGGAUAUGACAUCUCAGUUUGAAGCUUCAGCACUCGAGACAGACACUAGUAAGGUCAACUUGGAUAGCAAGAGUUCUCCCGAAGAGGUAUCAUUGCAGCCAACAGACCAGGAGACAAUACGAAUUGGGUCAGACACCAUCCCACAAGUCGACAGGGACGAUCCUCAGAUGGCAGCGAAUGAUGCAGACGAGCUUGCGCGGACCGCGGGACAUCUAUUGGAUAGUGUUAGUCAUGAGACGAAUCAGAAGUUCCGAGAAAGCAACUUCUUAGCAUUGAUGCGGCGCAUUCGGGACCGUGAGGUUCAGGUUGAAGGGGAUGAAUUUCGCGAAGUCAGUACCGGUCCGUGA